Sabethes cyaneus is the source of this 8865-nucleotide messenger RNA. It is a transcript of the gene htt, whose product is annotated as huntingtin. The transcript has 14 exons. Bases 150 to 8768 code for a protein of 2872 amino acids. Lineage: Eukaryota; Metazoa; Arthropoda; Insecta; Diptera; Culicidae. The record is from RefSeq and is a predicted model, not a curated record. Gene Ontology annotation, cellular component: nucleus; cytoplasm.
AGUUUUUGCAAUUACUCAUUCAAAGCAUUGUUUUCUGUUUUUUGCAAUGGAUGUAGGUAUUUAGGCCUCAAUUUAGGUGUAACUGGUUAGUGCUAAAUUUCUACCGAAGAUUAUCGAGAAAUUACCCGUUAGGUGUAAGCUGGAAAGCCAUGGAUAAACUGUCUGUCUUUGGCAGGUUGCAAAAAUCGAUCGAUACACUAAAGAACACGGAAUGCAGCCAGCAGGAAAAGAUAGCCCACUUUUGCCAAAUCGCUGAUUUGCUGCUGUCGGUCAAAACGGAACCGACGAGUAACACCUUUCAGAAACACUUGAGUGCAGCCCUUGGAAUGUUACUGCGGUUCUGCGAGGACAACGAUUCCCGCGUACGGAUGAGUGCUGAGGAGAACCUGAAUCGAGUCGUACGGUUCUGCGAACGAAACGGGGCGAUUCCACGUGUCCAAGCUGAGCUGUACCGCGAGAUCAAGCGCAAUGGACACGAACGAUCGCUGCGAGUUUGCUUGGCCAUAUUUGGUUACUAUUGUGCAACUAUCAAGCAAAAAAAGUGCAAGAGCUACGCGCAAAAUUUACUGCCUUGUAUUUACGCGAUCUCCCUGCGUCGGGAACCACUGGUUUUGGAGAGUCUGGUACCGUUUAUAAAAAUUUUCGUUGAAACAUUGGAAAGUUUCCUAACCGAUGCAGAUGUUCUAAAAAUAACGGAGAUUUUUGUGGAAAAUUUGACUUCCGAUUGCACUAUAAAGCGGCGUUGCGCUGCUCAGAAUAUUGAUUCUUUUGUCGCCUGGUCUCGUAGUCCCGAAUUCUACGCCAAUAACGUUUUCAAUCGAUGUAUCGAAAUAUUGCUGAAGAAUCAGGAUCAAUAUGCCGUGUUGGGAGUCCUUACCUCCUUUCGGGGAAUACUACCGGUAGUGCUGAAAGGUUGCAGUGUAGAUAAGUCAGUUGAAAUCAUCGAUCUUGUGUUGCACUUUUUGAAAGAGGCAAGUCAUAAUGUGAUAAAUGCUGCUUUGGAAGUUCUUGUUGUUAUCAUUAACCAUGUUCGACCGGAGGUGCGAAAAGUGUUGCUUUCUCAAGAAUUGGAACAUCGCAAGAUGCUGCUCAAGCGCAAGACCCUAAAAAAUUCUGUGUUUAAAAUUAAUCUCAGUGAAAGUUUGUUAAGUUCUCGAAAAUCAAGCACUGAUGCUCGAAUGGAUAGUCUCCGACCACCGGAUCGAAGUGUUUCACUGUUUCAGACCAACUCUACGCCAACAAAAUUUGUCAGUGGCGAUGAUAAAUCGUUGACAUCCGCUUCCGAUCUUGAAAUGGACUCUUUUCGUAGUAUGGAACUGGCUGAUUCCAGUCCGGAAAGGGACUCCAAGCCCAGCACAGAUAAUUUGUCGCUUAAAAGUCAAAAGUCCACCGAUUCACUCGGAUCGUUUUUCAGCACCUUCCUCACAACCAGUUCGAAUGCCGGUGAAUCGAUGAGCAAAUUUUUUCGGAAUCCAUUCGACACAUCGGCGGAAGCACCGUUGCGAGCGGCGGCAGACGAAGAAGAGCACCUCUCGCUGGAAUCGAUUGCCAGCAGUCAGAUUUCGCUGCACAGCAGCAGCAACACGGAAACGAUUCGAAACGAGCUGGAUGUAACACCCGAGAUGGAUGAUUCGGUGGGCAGCGGUGAGGGUGUUGCGACCGUCGAGUCGACUUCACCGUCCGUCACGUUGGCCGUCGGCAAUAAUAGCUGUGAUGGGGAAACACGUGCAGAGGCGAUUUCUAGCGCCAUGAAGGAUUUCGACGAGGGGCCCUCGGCAGAAACGCUACCAGAGGGACGGGAACUUUUCAUCGGUUCGAUCCACGACCAGAAUCUGCUGGACUACGCAGUGCGGCUGAUUGCGUCGCGGUUUUUGCUGACGGGAACGCAGCACGGUCGCAUACCGGACCAGGAGGUGCGGGUUUCGGUAAAAGCCAUGGCUCUACAGACGGUGGCCCAGUGUGUCCAGCUGCGGCCGGAGUUGCUGCUGCUGAUGUUAGAGAAGGAUGAACCGAAGGAUGAGUUUGACCUUGUCAACCUGGAGGACGCUAUCAAUGAAAUCUCCAACCAGGCGAUACUGGAAGUAGAUGAAGCAACCCUAGCCGACGCGCUUGUGGAACCGGAAGCCGAAGGAUUGCUGGAGAUGAAAGAAGAUCAUUUUGGUGAAUGCACCAGUGCCAGCUAUUUUGAGUUCUUUUCGCCUAUGAGCAUCAGCGUUGGCCAGGGGCUAAGCUGCCUGAAGACUAAACUGAAGCUGGUAGAGGAGAACUUCAGUACGAUGGCUAACGAUAACCAGGAGAAGUUGAGUCGCGAGCUGGAUGCGAUUCUGUCUCAAUCGGACUGCAGUGGAGACACUGUGGCUAAGAGAAAUGAGCGCCGAAAAGAACUGCUGGUGGUUCCGAGGGUAGUGACCAGUAAGAGCGAAAGCGACUGUCAGAUGAUUGCCGAUGUGCUGCUGUUCUACGACCAUGCCGAUCAGAGUCUGCGCGAAAAGGUGCUGCUGCUGGUGGCAAACUUUCUGCAGGUGGUUUUGGAAGGUUUCGGCAGUGUGGAAAAUUUCCUAGCCAGUCGGGGUAAAAAGACGGCUUUAAAGGAUUUCCUGCGACAAGAGACGCUGGUACAGGUGAUUGUGCAGGGUCUUUCGGACGAAAUUCACACGGUGGUCAAUCAAGCUUUGAUGGCGUUCGAGCAAAUUUUUGCUGUUUACUGUAGGAAUCAAUCUCCCGCAUGCACACGACGGGGUAUACUAACGAACGAUUUCAGCUUUAGAGAUCAGUUAGCGACGAAACCAAAUUUGUUCUUGAAUGAUAGCCAACCAUUGGAACUAGAUCCUCGACUGCUAAUGGACAAAUUUCUGCUAACCUUCUGCAAUCGAUACUGGUUAGUGCAGUCGAAGGUUUGUGACGUGACUGCUGGGAUCGACUUCCAUAUGCUACAGGACGUUCUAGGUGCGGAUGUAGCGAAGACCGUGCACACCCGGUGUCGGGAACAGUUGAUCUUACUUCUGAACGACGGUGAUCCCAGAGUGCGCAAUCAUGCCGGUGAAAUGUUGAUUCAGUAUUUGGAGAACGUUUACCAGCGAGAGUUACCUACCGGAGUCGACAGCAUACAGGAGAGUACGAUUAAAGACUUUGUCGUGAAGCAUGUUUUAGCGGUCUUUGCCGAACCAAUCGAUAGACGAAGACUGGCAACUCUAAGUGAUGUGAAGCUUUUCAAUACGAAAGCAGAACCUGUAUUUUAUUUUCUAAGUAAUCAACUGCUGAAUAUUAAGGAACGCAAUCAACUGUUCGGGGUCAUCAGCUUCCUAAGAAUGCUCAUCGAUAAAUACAACCCGCUUGAUUUUGGAGAAGUGUGGAACGAGUAUAACUUUUUGAAUGUUCUUCUAAGUUUGACGAGCGAACACACGGGAACGGCUCUGGAUUUAACCGCUCAAGCCGAUCUACUGGAGAUUUGCUCCAACCUUAUGAUUGUUACGAUAUCUUCACGAAGUGCAACUAGUGCGGGCGACAACGAAAUGAUGGACAAAUUUAUCUUCCAUCUGCUGAAAUUGAUGAACAUCUACCAGCAUCUGCUCACCAAUCAGCGGCCGGUCAUUAUUUCCCGUGCACAGAAGGGUGAUCUCUUUAUGAAUGCCAAGGAACUGCAGCUGAUCAACUGUUUCGGAUACUUUGGCAACGAUCAUUUCUAUCUUAAACUGUACAACGUGCUACGGAAUUCAUUCGAAAGUUAUAAGAUUACCGUAUCCGUCGAAGUUGGUCGUAAGUUGUUCGGAUUGUUGCGCUCAACCAUUUCCAGUCUUUGGCGUUUGCUGGAGGUAAAGAAUAUUUCCUCCAUGACCAAUGGUUUCAAGUUCAUCGAGGAAGUACUCCGUUACUUGGUGGUUUUUCUGCCGUAUGAACCGGAGGCGUGUGUGCAAUGUACGCGCUACCUGUUGCGAUUUUUAUUUGGCGGAAAUUAUAUUAAUCGAGUUCAAGAGCUAGCGUACUUCCACAAAGCUAGUGAAGUGCUAAGCUUAACGAACGCGGAGGAGUGCCGUAUUUUUCUAGAUCGGUAUUACGAUUUUUGCAAGCUCAAAGCCACAACUGCGGUUGCCGAUCUGGGUAAUUACAUAAAACAGUUCGAACAGGUCGUAAUCGCAUGUUUACAGCUGUUCUCUAGGACAACGACCCGUGUUCAGACGGCAAUUUUGGAAAUGCUUUGCCAGCUGCUGGAUUUUAGUAUCAACUAUCAACUGCUGGACUCGAGUAACGCGUUUGUGGGCUGUGUUUUGAAGCACGUGGAGUUGCUGGAAACGGGAACGAUUCGAAACUCGGAGCAGUUGAUUGGAAAGAUCGUGAAAUUUCUGUUUCUCUUGUCACAUUCGAAAGAUCGAGCGAAGAUCGUGACCAUUCCAAAGAUUAUUAACAUCUGUGAUAACUUGCUGGCCAAUGGGCCGAUUCGGAGUGUGGCCAUCGCUUCACUACAGGCUUUGGCUUUGGAAAUUUUCUUUCUGAACCGACUGCCGGUGUCGGAUCAGGCGAACGAAGUUCUAUUAGCGGAAGUGGCCACCCAGAAGGAGGUAGUUCUGAAUAUGAUGAUGAAAUUUCCGGAAGAGGUGCGAAGCUACGAGCUCGUGCCGAUGGUGCUGCUCGUAGAGAGGUACUUGCAGCCGGAAAAGUAUCAAGCGGAAGUGCUGAAUGCUGUAGUCGGAGUUUUGCAGGAAAGAAAACUGCUGGUGGGAUGCGACCGAGAGUGGUUAAUUAUCGGGCGAACAUUGGAGGCCUUGAGUCAGCGCUUAGUGCUGGAAGGUGAUGAUUUGAGCAAGUUUUUGGCGAUCCUGUUUGAGACAGCAAAACACAAAGAUUCGCUUUGCGAGCAGAUGGUGAUCUACUGGCAGCUCGUUUUGGAAAAGAUUAUGCUUAAAGUGGAGGAAAGAUUCCUGCUAAAAAGCAUAAAAAUGUUUACGAGCAAACAAUCUUCUGCGGAAGAGGUGGAUACUUCGGAAGGGAAUACUUUCGGUAAAUUAUUGAAUGACAUUUUGCUGAAAUCGCUGAAUUACGAGGUUCAAAAACAAGAUAAAUUUCAAAGAAAGUGUUUAAGGCGAUUAGUUCGAACCGUAGGUGAAUUUCGAGCGUUUCCUAUAAUCAAUAAGUGCCUAGUAGAUAAUAUCCAUCUAGAUCACUUGAAUCUCGGAAAGCAGCACGCUCGAAUUAGAUCAGCCCUGCUACAGUUUCUAGUCGAUAUCGGUUUUGAUUCAAAGCAAUUGCUUUGUGCCAUGGACGAAAAAGGUGACAUCGUCGAAAGAAAGGAAUUCUUCGCAGAACUUAUCGCAUUAUUGCUAAAGCACAAGAACACCAAAGCACACUGGUCUUCAGAAGAGAUCCUCUACCUAAUCGAACAUCACAGUACAAUUCUUUUGGAUUGCCACGAGAAAUUCUUGUUCAACUAUGUGGCUAUGCCGGAGUAUUCUUCAACUAUCGUAUCGAAAGCGGUGACUGUUUUGAACGACUCACAUCCUUCCUUCAAGCUCCUCAACCUGUUGGAGAAGUCUCACCUCGACAGUCUACCCCAGUAUAUGGACAGUUUAACGAAACUGCUGGAGCACACCAACGUUGCGAUUGCUCGUAAAGCUGCUCUAGUUCUAGAGAUAAAAUUAGAAGUCUUGCAGAAAGUAGAGCCCUUGCCAAGCGAGCUUUUGAAGUCGGUUCUUCCGGAGGAGAAAUUCAAAUCACUCAUGUUUUCCUUAACCGUGGAACGUCGCAAGAAGUUUCCCAAAUUGUUCAAAUCCGCACUAUUGUUAGUGCGCUUCUAUAAGCACGUCAAUCCGCCACAGGACUUAGUUCCGCGGAUCGAUAUAGAGCUGCUGAGGCAACAAACUACGGAUGACACGUGGUUCACGGAGCAGAUUACCUAUCAUUGCAUGACCGGAUCGUAUACUAAGGCGAAAAAUGUUUCCCGAAUGCUGUCCGAAGUUAGCGUCGAGAGCAAGCUGAUCAACCUGCUGUCUGGCAGCAGUUUUAAUCCGCGUUUGUUGCGAGAAGUGAUCGAUACUGCUUUCGAGAAUAUGUUUCACGCUUUUCGGACGGAUUGCGUGCAGUUUAAUCCACAUUUGAACUAUCUGAAGGUCCAUCCGAUGCUGAAGGUCGCCUUGAUCGUGCUGAUGAGGAAGCUGGACGAAAUCAGUACGGCUCCCGAGGAUGAACUAGACGAAACGAUGGUUUUGCACUACGUUAAAGCGGUUAUUCGGUUUUUGGUCAACCUCAAUCGGCUCGAUCAUGUUGGUUUGUUAUAUAUCGAGGCACGAUUGAUCGAUAGAUUCGUUAAAGAACAUUUGCUGAAGUCGAACUUUUUCGAGACGUUACUGGUUUUUGCUAGGAUCAUCGGAAAGCUGAUACAAUCCAAGAUAAAAAUUUUCGGUUUGAAAGAUUCUACCAAUUUAGAGCUGUUCCUAAGUUGUCUUGAUUUGGUUCUGCGGCAGAAGUAUCUUUGGAUCGAGCUGAACCAAAACGAUAGGCUUCGCGAAGAUCAGGAACUGUACGUUCGAGUGAUAUUCGAUGUUUUGAAAGUUCACUUGCGCGAUAGCAUGCUGCUGCACCGCUAUCAGCCGCCGGAAGUUUUUAGUCGUCAUUUCCCGGAACAGUUCGAUCAGAUGGAAGUUUACUCGAUGGUGGUUUUGAUCGGUCAACUGAUUUCGGACUCACUGGAUGUCCUACAGCGGACGCAACUGAUGCGUCCGUUGGUAUCGUUGGCUGUUUCGGUCUUGAAAACCGAUCGUUUCUAUCCGGUCGCAAUGACUCCCAAGGAGGUGUUCAACUGCUACAACAUGGACGUUGAUGUGGACCCGCUUCGGUUGCCCUCGGUGCCGAUCGACUAUCUGUACGAGCUGGAUAUACUGGAAGCGUACCUGAAGAGGGUUAACAUUUUCGGCUACUCGUCACGGCAGCAGUUUGAGGAACUGUUCAUGUCCCUGUUGGUGCUGAUCAAUAAGGAAGGCGAUCCGGAUAUGAUAAGUUACCAGGAACAGUACGAGAUCAAGAAGAUGUGCCUGAAAGCAAUUAGCGAGCUUUUGGUUAGCUGUUAUCGAUAUCCUCGGAUAGGAUUCAGCGAUGGAAAAUACUACCACGUUCCACGGAACUCUGCUGUGAAAUGCACCACAGUUGGCUUAAAGAAAUUGCACAGCGUCCAAUUGCUGAUUCCGUUAAAUAACGUUUUCUACCAACCCAAUCUGGAACGCAGUCUGGCGGUUAAAGCCGACGACGAUCUGUGCUGUUUUGGGGACAAUUCGGUUGGAAGUCAGACUUUUGGAAUGAAUCAGUUCUCGAUUCGGUAUUCCUGGCACAACAUGGAGGGCGUUUUGAACGAAUCCUUGGUGGCCAAGAACCUACACUAUUUCAUCGAAAAAGCCAAUCUGGAUGUGAAGAGUUCCGUUCAGCUGAUUUAUGAUAUUUUCGGCCAGCUGUUGGAGGAGAGCUUUGCUUUGGUUCUUCCCCAUUUAGUGCAGUUUUGCGAGAUAUGCGAAAAUCGUGAUCAAAUUCGACAGCUGAAUGAUUUGAUGUUCGGAUUGCACGAGCGGGUCGCUAUGGAUGACGCUUUAUCCCAUCAGUAUAUCAUUUAUUUGCUGUGUAAGAUAUCUGCUUUGUUGGUUCCGACUCUGGCCGAAGUUGCUAAGCUUUGCGGGAUCAUUCCAACCUACCUGAAAAGCACUCAACUGUAUAUUAGAAAUGCCACAUUGCAUGGCCUAAUGGCUUUACUGGAAUGCUUGGUAACUUCCAAUACGACCAUUGGAGGACUCAGUGAGGAGCUUCAGUUGACGAGAAAUAUCGUUGUGAAUUAUAUCGUCAAGCAUGGAAUCGUUGAUGAGAGAUCGACAGUCUACAGUGACACUCACACCAAGCUCGUGUGGACCUUAAACUUUUACCUAAUCGAAAACACGUCACGAUUCGUCAGCGAUUGCAACCUACUCUCGAAUAGCAUCAUAUCGGCUAACAACGUUCUCAAGCGAACGACAAAUUUGGAGACUUACCUGUGCAUUUUGAAUGGCCUCGAGCGGCUGGUGCUGGCCAACAUCCCAAUCCGACCGUUGCUGGAGAAGAUCGAAAAGCUCGCUCUCGAUCUCGUAAAACAGGACAACGAAAUGUUUUCGCUGGCCGCACUGCAACUGCUGCUGUCCUGCAUCUAUCACAGCACGGCCGAACAGCUGGCGAACACCGAGCGCUGCAACGGGAUCGUACAGAACGAGCCGGAAGUCAUCAUUCAGCACAACGAGAAAAUCGAAAUACUGUUUGCCAAAAUCCGCACAACCACUCCGACCGGUGCCAAAAUCUUCGGCGACGUGCUGUGCCAGUUGAUUCGGGACCUGUUGCCACCGCACGAGCUGCUGACCAAGGUUUUCAAGGAACUCAUACUGAACCAGCCGAACCCGGACGUUAUAGCGACCGUAACACAUCAGGUGUUCCGAUCGGCUAUCGAUAGUUCGCACCUUCCACUGAUUCAGGAGUGGUUGCUUUGCUCCCUGCCGAAUUUCCUCUCGCUGUCGCAAAUUAACAAAUCCAUCUGGUGCCUAACGGUGGUUUUUCUAUCCGUUUCCCUCAACCAGCACCUGUUAAAGCUAUUCCCGGAAGUUCUUUCGUUGCCUUCCUAUCAGCAGCUGAACGAACGGGAGAUAGCCAAUUUUAUCCUUUCGGCCAAAGACUUCUACCGUCAGCUGGAGGUAAAGCAAAAAGCUAGAUUCAGGCAAAUUUUCCAAACGAACGAUUGCUUCAUCUAUCAGAGUCUGCUGCGUUGCCUAUGAGGUAUCUCAGCGCCGUUUGACCGAGUAAGUAUUUAUUAUUGUUUGUUUAAUUUUUAUUGAUGAAGUUUAUUAUGUAAUGCAAAUGUUUAGAAAAUAU